AUGUCUAUUAUCACCCUGCGCUCUGAUAUCUCUCAAUAUGACUUCAAACGAGGGAAAUACUGGAAUCACGAAUCGCCAUUCCUGCCCGUCGACUGGGAGCAAAUAAACUCAGAAACUGGGGCGCCCUCACUCAAACAUUCAGCAAUGAGAUAUGCCCUUCAGGACCAGUCGCAGCUCAAAGCUUUCAUGUUCAAGAAUAUCCCUUGGCUAUUGGCAAAGUAUCUCUGGGAUUGCUUGGACAGAUGCAACAAACAAACAUUACACAUGUGGACAAUCAUGGCCACGGUGUAUCCUGACUACUUCUUCACAUCAUGUCGACGCUACCGUCUGAUGACUGGUAUUCCAGUACCGCCCGUGAAGAAUUAUAUUGAGAUGAUGUCAAGUGAUUCCUGCAACUGGCGUGCAAUACUGUCUCUGUCUUCUACUUGGGCCACUGUGGCUGAUUUGGUUUCCAUUGGGAAUAUGAAAAACCUAGUAGCUCUCGAGAUUCACAAAAGCCCCGCGGCGAAUAAUUCCGAGGGGCACUGGGAUAUGGAAGACCGCAUCGUUCGCAGCUGGGUUGACAUGGCCAAGGAUUUAUCCUCACUACAGCACCUUCGUGUUUUGAAGUUCCGCCACCAGAAUGAGUUAACUUCCAAUAUUUUCCGCAUGUUGAAGCAACUACCACAGCUGCAAAUGAUUGUCAUGGAGGAUUGUGGAAGAUUCAAUAGGGACGACAUAGAUGGAUGGUACCCCCGACGACUGGAUACAAUAAUUGACAAGGUAGCAGGAACCGACAUCCAACACAAUCUCAGACUCUCGUAUAUAUACGAUGGGAUACCACGCCAUCUCAAAUCCUACCCUUUUAACGAUAUGAUGGAGCUGGAGCCAUCGGCAUUAAAUAACCCAGAUGAUCACAAAGCUUUGACCAUGGAGUUUCAGCUACCAGUGGUGGAUCGCGAACCAUCUGGUUUACUACUAAGACCUUCAAGUUCUGGUUUUGAAAACGCUGUAACGUGUUUUGUUCGGAUGUCUUCGAACAAGCUAGAGGGCCCAAAUGGCCCAAAGUCCAAGUGGCCCAAAACGAAAGUUCAGAAGCGAGUGUUGAAAUCCCGAGGCCGAGAUAUGGCAGAUCUGCUAAGAGAGUUUUGUUAA
Molecule: messenger RNA, 1134 nt
Organism: Penicillium taxi
Lineage: Eukaryota; Fungi; Ascomycota; Eurotiomycetes; Eurotiales; Aspergillaceae
Exons: 2
Coding region: 1-1134 (377 amino acids)
Source: RefSeq, a predicted model, not a curated record